This is a messenger RNA of Gigantopelta aegis, 3369 nucleotides long. Its product is annotated as twinkle protein, mitochondrial-like. Gene Ontology annotation, cellular component: mitochondrion. The transcript is spliced from 13 exons. Bases 54 to 2552 code for a protein of 832 amino acids. Gene Ontology annotation, biological process: mitochondrial DNA replication. The record is from RefSeq and is a predicted model, not a curated record. NCBI's taxonomy places the organism in Eukaryota, Metazoa, Mollusca, Gastropoda, Neomphalida, Peltospiridae. Gene Ontology annotation, molecular function: single-stranded DNA binding; ATP binding; 5'-3' DNA helicase activity.
CCGCACUGUAACUACUGUAGGUAUCACAGAGGCAGUAUCUAAGAUUUUAGGUCAUGUCCUGUUUGUACAGGAGGAUUGGUAUGACAAGAAAAUUGAAAUGUGUUGUUUUGUUUGGUGAAGUACAUAAAACAAGUUCGUCAGCCACCGCUACAUGUUGUACAGACCACUACCAUUGUGAACAACCGAAAACAUCUAUCAGAGAUUUGAAAAAUGGAGCGACUUUUCCUUCCUCUGAACACAAGCCAUUUAUUUUGGUUGUUCCUAGGCAGUUUCACUCUCAGAGUGCAAAUAAACAGUGCUGUAGGAAGACUCCGGGUGUGACUGUGCAAAUGAAUGCUGACCUCAAGGCGACAGACACUAAAUGUGAUCAUGUUCACCUUUACAAACGUCUGCAGCUGUGUAAGACUUGUUUGUUUCAACAAUUACCUUUAAUCUCAACAGCAACUUUACAAACAUGCAUCAUGCCAGAAAAUUCUUGUACAUGUAUGUUGUCCAUUUUAGCCAGACACAAAUCUCAUUCAAAACAUGCUUGUGUUAAACACUGGCCCCAACAUGUGUUUAAGAACCAUUUCUGUGAUUUGUUGUUUAGUAGACACAGCCUGACAAAUAGUUUACUUGCGCGUCAUGCGUGGCACACUGCCGUCGUCCCUGUGAGACGCUUCACCAAGACUGUGGAGGUGAAGGAAGAGCAGGUGGUCACACCACUCGACAUUCAGAAGUUCUUGGCAGCCUCGGGGAUGAAGUUUGAACAAGGAUACACAUGUUUUAUAUCGUCAUGUCCAAAGAUUUCCAAACUGAAGGGGAAGGAUAGCAACAAGCAGAAACUCUACAUUAAUAUGACCACAGGUCACUUUCUGUGUGAGCACUGUGACCGGCUCGGGGGCUGGCAGGAGUUGAUGGACAAUGUGUUGCUGCUCGGGAAGCACAAGAGAAAGAAGGACUAUGAGUGUUUCAAGGACGUCGACUCAGUUCAAAAACUUGACCUGGAUUCAAGACAGGUGGGGGAUCUUUGGAUGAGAGGCAAGCCAGUUGCAGAUCUGAGUGAUGAUGAUUUUAACAAGCUUGUUGAUGACUUCAAUUGUGAGAAACUCACCGUUUCCACAAUGAAUAAAUACCGUGUGCGCUAUGAUAUGACAUCUCUGUCACUGCUGUUUCCUGUCUACAACAGGCAGUGUUCAGUGGCUGGAAUGAAAAGACUUCUGCUUAAAAUCUCUGAUGAUGAAGUCAUUAAAACUACCAAAGAUGUUCUUCCCCGAUCUGGGCCUAUUGGACUGUUUGGAUGGAACACAAUAUCUCCAGACAUUACUACUGUUGUCAUGACAACCAGUAUGAUUGAUGCUAUGACUGUGUAUCAGGAAAUCAAAGUCCAUGCUGUUGCUUUACCUAAAGGCUUCAGUGUUCUUCCUCAGGAGUUACUUCCCAGUCUCGAACAGUUUAAAAAGAUAAUUCUGUGGUUUGGUGAUGACAUUCGGGCAUGGGAGGCAGCCAAGCAGUUUGCGAAGAAGCUAGGAAACAAACGCUGCUUUGUCAUCAGACCAAGCUCGGAUGACCCGAGUCCGUACAAAGCCCUGUGCAAGGGCCAGAGAUUGAAGAGCAUUCUAGACAAAGCGAAGCCAAUUGGCCACAAGUCCAUUGUGUCUUUCUCUCAGCUCAGGCAGGAGAUCUUCUCAGAGUUGGCUCACGUGGAACAGGUCGCUGGGGUUAAGUGGAAGCGGUUUCCCGCUCUGAAUCGCAUACUGAAGGGUCAUCGCCGAGGAGAGCUGACCGUGUUCACUGGACCGACUGGAUCGGGGAAGACAACAUUCAUUAGUGAUUAUUCUUUAGAUCUCUGUACACAAGGGGUGAAUACUCUGUGGGGAAGUUUUGAGAUCAACAAUGUUAGAUUAGGAAAGAUGAUGCUCACCCAGUUUGCCAGAUUGAAUUUAUCAAAACAUCUAAACCAGUUUGACAAGUGGGCCAACUUGUUUGAAGAUCUUCCAAUGUACUUCAUGACCUUCCACGGCCAGGAAAACAUCCGCAAUGUUGUCGAGACGAUGUCCCAUGCUGUGUAUGUACAUGACAUUGUCCAUGUUGUCGUUGAUAACCUGCAGUUCAUGAUGGGCACCAAUGAAGAGUAUGUUGACAAGUUUACCAAACAAGAUAUGAUUGUUUCAGCUUUUAGAAAGUUUGCAACAAAGAUGAACUGCCACGUCACUCUCGUAAUUCACCCAAGAAAGGAGAAGGAAGCCGAUGACUUGACAACAGCUUCAAUAUUUGGCAGUGCCAAGGCGAGUCAGGAAGCAGACAAUGUUCUUAUUCUACAAGACAAACGCCUUCAGUCUUUGAGGGGAAACAAGUAUCUACAGAUAACAAAGAAUCGUUUUGAUGGUGAACUUGGCGUCAUGCUGCUGAAGUUUGACAAAGAUGCAAAGGGUUUUUAUAGUAAAGACAAACUAAGUAAAAGAGAAGAGAGUGAAAAACAGGAAGAAAAAAAGGAGGAAAAGACAAGUGGAGAAGUGAAACAAGAAGUACAAAUUAAAGACAUUGGUGAUGAAUGGUUUACAAAGACGUGAUCAACAUGGUGUUUACAAUUAACGUGGAGACACAAAUAGUGAUUUGGAAAAACUAGGGGUGAGGGUUAUUCUGGAAGGGGAGUAUUUAAUUUUAUACAAUAUGAUUUAAACUGUGAAACGGUUAAAGAAAGGAACAUUAAUUAUGCGAGCCGUCGAAGGAUUACAAUAUUAUUGAUAGCUUUCAACAUGUAUAAACCCCUCUCAUUUGGUCCACCGUGGUUUAUAUGUUGUAGACUAUAGUGAUUCCCAUUGGCAGUCAACACUGUAGAAAGUAGUUACACUCAUGUCACAUUAGUCUGCGCAUGUUAAUUAUGUUUCAUUACGUCUUGAAACAAUUGUUGGGGUAUGUUUGUAAACAAACAAACAAUGUUAAUUUAAUUCAUAAAAUAAUUGUUAAAACAUCACAUUUUGAUUGUCAAUAUAUGUAUAAAACUGAUAGAUAACAAUUUGAUUGAAAAAAAUUCAGAAUGAAUGUACUAAAAGUAUACUUUUGCCAGCCUCGAUCAGUGUUUUUUAUCACCUGUCAACACGUGUCUGUCACUGCUGUAAUGAUUAACCUUGUAUAUCAACUUACACAAGUUUACACAGAAACUUCAAUACAUACCUUAUUGUAAUUUAUGAAUCCAUAAAUGAAAUCAAUCUUUUAUUUUAUCUGUUAACGUAAACAUGGAAGCAUAUUUUGAAUUUUCCUCCGAGUGACACAACACAACCAAUAUGGCUGCCUAUAAAGUUUACAGCAUGACUUAUUUUUAGCUAUAGUCUGUUUCAUAAUUAUCAUCGAUUGUCCUAUAUCUUUAAUAAACACUUUUUGUGCUCA